Messenger RNA from Moneuplotes crassus, 341 nucleotides. Lineage: Eukaryota; Ciliophora; Spirotrichea; Euplotida; Euplotidae. The record is from the annotation of a GenBank genome assembly.
UGAACCCUGUGGCGAAUUGAUGUUUAUACUAUUGCUCAGCACUUAUGGUGGCAGGAAUAGUAAUGUUUGCAUUACUUAUACUUCUCCAAUAUACUGGCAAUAAAUUCUUGGUAAAACCAGGAGAAGAGAAAAAUGUUUCAGGUCAAAUUAAUGCUUUAUUAUAUGCCAUGUUAAUAAAUGUAGUAUGUUUGGUGCUAUGCUGUGGGACAAUUAAGCUUACAAAAGAUAAUGAAGAAGUUCAAGAAAAAUAUAGAAAGGUCAAAGAUCUUGAAGAAUCUAAGCAAAAAGAGGAUUAAUUAAAUGAGAGCAGUUACCUCUUCAAAUUAGCUUAUAUAAGUUGU